Molecule: messenger RNA, 1079 nt
Organism: Saccostrea cuccullata (small rock oyster)
Lineage: Eukaryota; Metazoa; Mollusca; Bivalvia; Ostreida; Ostreidae
Exons: 5
Coding region: 1-1059 (352 amino acids)
Source: RefSeq, a predicted model, not a curated record
AUGGACAAAUCUGGGAGUGUGAAGGAGACAGACUUUGAUGAAUCCGUGGACUUUGUGUACAACGUCACAGAGUACUUAGCAAUCGGUUCAUCCGACAUGCAAGUCAGCAUAGUGGUGUUUUCCUCUUCUUAUACCGAGGAAUUUGAUCUUAAUGAUCAUACAACAAAAUCAGAUCUACUGAAUGCCAUAAAGAACUUACGUGGCACAAGAACCACAGGGAGAACCUAUACUUAUGACGCAAUUGAUUACGUCAGGGAAUAUUCAUUCACGUCUGCAAAAGGAGGAAGAACCGGAGCCAAUAGAACGGUUGUGAUUUUAACAGAUGGACUGUCUAAUAAUGGAACUCGAACAAUAACAGCUGCAGACAACCUUCGGACGGAAGUCGGAGCAGAGGUGUUCGCUAUAGGAAUAGGAUCGACAGUGUCCAAGUCAAAUGAAGAAUUGAAGGGAAUUGCCAACGACCCUGAUUCUUAUUAUGUCCACUAUAUUGAUACCUUCGUCUACCUGUGUAACCUGGUUCCAGCUUUGGUUCCAAAACUUGAUAGUACCGUGACCCCUACACUACUCGCUGAUUGUCCUACCCCACCAACCACAACCCCUGAUCCUUCCAUUACAACAACAGUACAAACUACUGUUACAUCUACAACAUCAACUACAGCCUCAUCCACAACAUCAACUACAGCAAUAGCUGAUACAACAAGUACGACAAUUGCUGAUAAUUCAGGUAUGACAACGACGGUUGAUACAACAACAGAAAGAGAUACCACUUUAACAACAAAAACAACAGAAACAGCUACACAAACAACAGUACAGACACAAAAUACAGGUAACAGCGCAUCUUCCUCCUCUUCUGAAAGUGGGUCAUCAAGUAACACGGCGGCCAUUGCAGCUGGUGCCGUGUUGGGAACACUGGCUGCUGCAGCUACCGUUUUUGCCACAGCUAGUCUUCUACGUCGUUGGCAUCUAUCAGUGAAGGAGGAUCCAGUGGUCCUAGCUGCAGUCGGCCAGUACCAGCAAGCACCUAUAGGGCCUUCCAAGUCUAAGUUUAAUAUUGCAUAAUAUACUGUACAAAGGCAUAA